GCAUUGUUUUCGAAUCUUCAGUUGUCCCUCUCAUUCAGACGUCCCACAAGUAUUCCCCCACUUUUUUGUUCAUUGUAUUUUGAUAACCCCGUCUUGUAUCUUACCACUCAUGUAUAGACCUUUCUUCCCAAUAUCACCUUCGGGCCAGCAAGGCGUCGGAUGGGUCGGACACAUUCGGGCUUCCCGAAGGGGCAAGUCAGUAUGAUGAACACCACGCGCACGAGUGCUUCAAUACAUCACCUCGACUCAACCAGCAUGUUUUCCUUCAGAUUAGACUCUCUUGACUUCGCAACCCAUCAUAGAUCCAUACCGAUCACUGUGCUCAUUCGAACUGACUAUUCCAACCAUAUUGACGUUCUUUCAAGCACCACGAAGGUUCCAGCGCGAGCUUGACGGAACCGGGCUUUCAUUUUGUUGGUCCUCGGUCUGUUUUAUCGUCUGAAGGGAGGAUGGCUUCCAUUGCACGCGUGUACUCCACACUAAUGCUUAGUACCCCCUUCGUGCGUGGACUACCGCUUGCACUUGUACCAUCCAAACCUGCAAGCCCCUCUCUUUCGUUCUGCGCCGGAUCUCCCUUUGACCCAAACUUGCAUCCCUUGCACCAUCCACCGUCUCUCUUGGCUACUCAGGGCAGGCCCACAUUUCAUCAACCCUUACAACCAUACGUCAACCGCAAAGACUUGAACUCCUGUAAACGUCAUGUAUAGCUGGCUAUCUCGUAUAUUUCAGGCAGGUCCUGAUGACUCCGAUAAUGCACUUACAAUCCCGGAAGAGGGUAGAGCUCCUGCGCAGAUGGAUCUCGAUACUGCUCAAAGCACCAACGGUUCAAGAGGCCUGGAUAGAAAACCUUCAUCCAUAACCUUGGAACGCGUACGAAGCAAUGGUCCGUCCCAUGUCGCUUGGCUUCCUUCUCCCAAUUAUUCUGGUUCGGGAUCCCUCACACCACGGCCUUGGGGGAGACAACCGAAUGGAUCUCCCUUGCCAUCUCCUUCUCUAUCUCAAGAUUCACCCACUCCGUCGAGGUCAGGAUACUUCGCUCCUCGAACUCCUACAGCUCGGAGAGUGAGUUCGGAAUCGUUGCGCCUGCAAUCCGUCCACUUGUCAGAGACUUCAGACGCGAGUAGUAUCUCGUCUGCCCGGCAGCGCAAGAUGCUUUCCCCUAUUGAGGAACAAGAACAAGAACAGCACGUUCCGACAGUCCAUUUUCCAUCAUCAACGAGAAGACCUUCUUUAGACUCAUUUCCCAGGACUCCGGACUCAGGUUCACACCCUGCCUUCCUUACACGACCACUCAAUAGAACCACAAGCCAGUCCUCCACCAGCACCUUGCUCUCUACUAUUUCAGUAGCAGCACCCUCGAUACCUCCGCUGGACCUUCGUCCGCCAUUUCCAGGCGGCACCCUCCACAUACCCCCACGCAAAUCCCACCUGGCCCCUCCCUCACUUCCAACCGUAGUGGGUAGCCCUCAUUCGCAUGUAUCGGUGAUAUACGAGGGCAAAGCGAAUGCAGGUCAGAUGAGCGUGUCUAGUUUCCAGACUGCUCAGUCGGAUUCUGCCAUCAUGGUCGACGAAAGCGAUAUCACUGAGAACCGUCUUCAUCUAUUUGACCGGGACACCGAGAGGGAUGAGGAGGAGGAUGGAAGGUUUAGGGAUUCAUUGGGUUUGAGAGAAACGUAUGUUUCUACGGAUUUGGAUACGGAGAGCAACAGUAGUAUGACUCCUACGCAGGAUGAGCGGUAUCCGGCUUAUCCUGAGGGGUUGUAUGAAGUCGACCUUGGUGGUGAUUCGCCCUUGACCAGAAGUAGGAAUAUCAGCCCGUUUGACGAUCCUGAUGCACAUAUUCUCGAGCAUCAUCGUCUCGAACAACUCCGACAGAUACACCACGGCGACCAACCCAUCCAACAGCACCAUCGAACCCCGGACAUCCCUAGCAAUGCUUCCCAUCGUACCUUCGCCACUUCCUCAUCUACCACUCGAGUCGAAUUCGCCAUUCACAGUCGAUGGUUGAAAACUGCGCAAUGGGGUGCCCAUCCAUUCACCUGUCCUAAAGGUCCGAAGCAGAGGAAGGUCACUUCUGCCUUUGUACUUUUCUGGAUAGGUUUCCUAGCUCCUUGGUGUUGGCUCAUUGGCGGUUGGUACCUCUCGAGAAGUGGAGAAAUGCUACCCGACAAGAAAGAUCCUUACAAGGUCCAUUGGCCAUGGUCAAAGGAGGAUGUACAUACCGGAUCUGGUGGAAAUGGGAACGUACAAGAGAAGGGUACAGGUGGACAGGCACAGGCAAACGGCGGAGUUGGGGAAAAGUUAAAGUCAUUCUGGCAUCAUCACAUAGCCUCUCAUUCGCGAGAGACGUUACCCAUGUCAACGAAGGAUAUCCCCAAACAUUCUCGGCCUCACCUACGAACUAAACAUCAGUCGCAGAAGACUGCUGGCUACAUUGAUCCGUGGGUCCAUUAUUGUAGGGUUGCAGCAGUCAUCAGUGGAACGCUUUUGUGCGUCGCCUUGAUCGUCGCAUUGGUUGUUGUAUCUGCUUUUCCUUAAUAUUCGAUGUAUACACGCUUAGAGAUACCAGUGAUUCAGAGCCACG
This is a messenger RNA of Somion occarium, 2584 nucleotides long. The record is from the annotation of a GenBank genome assembly. Lineage: Eukaryota; Fungi; Basidiomycota; Agaricomycetes; Polyporales; Cerrenaceae.